AUGGGAUACCUAAGAAAUGCAACAAGUCCAAUUAUUGAUUUUGGACAGACAGUUUUUCGAGAACAUACAACCGCCUUAGCUGUUGGUAGUACGGGGCUUGCCCUCGCUACAGCACCGAUCACCGGCCCUGCAUUAUUAGGUGCUAUUGGUUUCAGCACUUCGGGACCUGUUGUGGCUUCUCUUGCUGCAGCCUGGCAGUCUUCAAUCGGAGUAGUUCAAGCUGGGAGUCUGUUUGCAACCUUACAGGGAGCUGCAAUGGGAGGCGCUGCUGCAGGGACAUUUACAACAGCCUCGAAUAUUGGGAUUGGGAUGGUGGGAUCUGCAGCAGUAGGAAUUAAAUGGAAACAUAAUAGUAAACAUCCUGGUCAAACUGGAGAAGUUGGUAUUGAAUCAAUUCCUGCUUGUAUGUUGCUCAAUGCUAACAUGGACAAAUAUAAAAUUCAACUAGCUGAGGAUGACGAGGACAUGGCAUACUGUCCACAAAGUCGAGAUGUAGAUGAUUCUCUAGGCACAGAGCUCGCGAAAUUCCUCAAGAUCGACAUAUCCUGA
Talaromyces rugulosus is the source of this 549-nucleotide messenger RNA. RefSeq lists its product as uncharacterized. Lineage: Eukaryota; Fungi; Ascomycota; Eurotiomycetes; Eurotiales; Trichocomaceae. The transcript has a single exon. The coding region runs from base 1 to 549 and encodes 182 amino acids. Gene Ontology annotation, cellular component: membrane. The record is from RefSeq and is a predicted model, not a curated record.